Molecule: messenger RNA, 486 nt
Organism: Funneliformis caledonium
Lineage: Eukaryota; Fungi; Glomeromycota; Glomeromycetes; Glomerales; Glomeraceae
Source: the annotation of a GenBank genome assembly
GAGUUGCUUCCAGUAAGAAUGGUUGAAUCAUAUUUUAAAGAGGAUGAAGACUACAUUUUUUUUGAUGAAAUACCCAAUAAUAUGAAUAUUCGUAUUAUUAUACAACUGCCAACUGAAUUUGCAAACAAUAGGAUAAAGUUCGUAGAUAAUAUAACAAAAUUUUUAAUGAUCUCUUGCGUCCUUUUAAUGAGGAAUUGUUAUCUUAAUGUGCUUGAAUCCUUAUUUUCAAGUCCUAUUUAUUUUUCUAGAUUAAGUGCUAUUGUUGCGGUUGUUAUGAAAUAUGAACGUGGUUGUAGUAAAAUGAGUUUGGAUCGUAACCAGGCAAUCCAAUCUUCAACUACUACGACAGAAAAUAAGAGAUAUCGACCAGAUAGCGCGGUAUAUUAUAAUAGAGUACUCGUAAUGAUGGGCGAGGCAAAAGAAAUUAACACUAAGUUAGAAGCUGCAGAAACACAAUUAGAUGGACCGAUCGAACAUUUCAUAUAA